Protopolystoma xenopodis is the source of this 255-nucleotide messenger RNA. Lineage: Eukaryota; Metazoa; Platyhelminthes; Monogenea; Polystomatidea; Polystomatidae. The record is from the annotation of a GenBank genome assembly.
AUGGCUGCGGGCUCACCGGAGAAUCGAGAGGCGGUACAAGUUUCACCAGACUCUGCGAUUUCCGUCACCACCGACAACAGCAAAUCCUUCGGCCUCGGUCAACAUUACACCGAGUUACCCGGUUUCGGCUUGAACGACUGCGUCUCUGUGCUGGAGAGUCGGGGAUCGAAUGAACCGGCUGGGGGCCAGUCACUUCAGGAGAAGCGACUCUCCGCUCUCCUCACUUCGGAGGCUGGGGAAGAGGAGGAGGCUUGA